AUGAAUCGUAAAACAAGUGAUAUUUGGUCUCAUUUUACAAUAAUUGACAAUACUACAUUUGCAAAAUUGUCAGACAAUGCGAAUAAUAUAAAAAGAGCUCUAUCCAUACUUAAGUUAAAACAUUUUGGAUGCUUUGCACACACUUUGAAUCUGGUAGUUCAAGGUGCUUUAAUAUUAGAAUCUGGUCUUCUAGAAAAAAUUAAAACAAUUGUGUCAUUUUUCCAUAGAAGUACAUCAGCAAAUAAUAAAUUAAAUACUUACCAAAUAAAUAAUGGAGCAAAAGAACCAAAGAAACUAUUUCAGGAUGUCAAUAAUUCUCCUAAAGGACUAACAGUAGAUGAAUGGAAAAUUACAAAAGAGCUUUGCCUAGUGUUACGUCCUUUCGAAGAAGCAACCAGAGCUGUUAGUGGGGAUAAAUAUAUGACUGCAUCUAUUGUUAUAGUACUAUCACAAGGACUUAAAAAUGUAUGUGAUGAACUACUUAACCAAAACUAUGAUCCUAGAGUAAACAAUGUUCUAAAAAAAUUACUGUCUGGUAUGCAAGAUAAAGAUCGCUGGGGUAACAUUGAAAACAGUAAAACUCUGGUUUGCUGUACAUUUCUUGACCCACAAUUCAAAAAUGUCCCAUUUACAGAGAGUCAUCAACAACAAACAAAAAGCGAUAUUAUAGAACUGAUUACAUCUAUAAUAUCUAAUACAUCAGAUAACGAGGAGCAACCAAUAAGGAUAUCUACAUUACCAAAUGAUAGUAAUACAUUUUCUAUAUGGAGUUCAAUUAAUUCAAAAGUUGCCCAAGUUCAACCUGUAGGGACUAACACAUCAAAGGCUAUCAUUGAAGUCCAAAGAUAUUUAGAAGAUGGACUACAGCCUCGAAAUACUGAUGCAUUAAAAUGGUGGAAGGAUAAUAAAUAUAACUAUCCAUUUAUGAGUCAGCUUGCCAAGAAAAAACUUUGCUGUCUUGGAACAUCAGUGCCCUGUGAACGCGUUUUCUCAAAGGCGGGAUAUUGA
Molecule: messenger RNA, 1008 nt
Organism: Daktulosphaira vitifoliae (grape phylloxera)
Lineage: Eukaryota; Metazoa; Arthropoda; Insecta; Hemiptera; Phylloxeridae
Product: E3 SUMO-protein ligase ZBED1-like
Exons: 3
Coding region: 1-1008 (335 amino acids)
Molecular function (GO): protein dimerization activity
Source: RefSeq, a predicted model, not a curated record